Molecule: messenger RNA, 1057 nt
Organism: Armigeres subalbatus
Lineage: Eukaryota; Metazoa; Arthropoda; Insecta; Diptera; Culicidae
Product: bombyxin B-2 homolog
Exons: 3
Coding region: 422-895 (157 amino acids)
Biological process (GO): positive regulation of cell population proliferation; positive regulation of phosphatidylinositol 3-kinase/protein kinase B signal transduction; regulation of protein phosphorylation
Cellular component (GO): extracellular region
Molecular function (GO): insulin-like growth factor receptor binding; hormone activity
Source: RefSeq, a predicted model, not a curated record
UUCAUUCAGAGCAAGACAAGACACCGGAUGAGCCGACCGGAGCAUUCAAUGUCCGUUUCAUCCAGUGAUAAUAAGUAUAAAAAUGGCAUAUUCCCAAAGUGUCUGGCUCAUAUUCUGUUACACACCGCAUCGGCGAGCACCUCCGCGUUGAUCUGUGAAGCAGAUUGCGCUGUUUUCGUUUCUAUAAAAAAAGUGCUUAACGGUCAACAUGAACAGUUUUUCGGACAACGGUUUACUAGGCGAUUCUAGAAUUAUUGGUGCCAUAGAAAUUAGGUCACUGGAUAGUGGAAUGUGAUCUGGCAGUGAUUGGUCGCCAGGUUUGUUCCGGUGUUCGUUGAAUUCGGUUAAUACGCGGAGUAUCCCACGCAUAAUUUCAUUUGGAUUAUCGAUCGUACCACGGCGAAGGUGUGCAAACAGGAUCAUGAAACCGACAUUUAUAGUUCUUCUUUUUCUAACAAUGCUCCUUAUUACGAACGUCAGUGCAAGAGCAGUGCGCAGAUCAUGCGGGAAGUACUUAGCGGAUCGAAUCUCCGAUCUUUGCAAAGUUCGUGGUGGAUAUUCCCAGCUAGGCUCUGUUGACGGCGGAAUGCAGCCCUACCGCCGCAGGAAGCGAGGAAUAGUCGACGAGUGCUGCAAACAGAGCUGUACAGACGCUGCUCUUAUGCAGUAUUGCAUGGAACAAGUGGAAGAACCGGAGGAGGUCGUGACGUCCAACGAGGAGAGCAAGCCCACGACUCCGGCAACAACGGAAAAGAUCGUCAAACAACCCCUAUUUACGACGAAAUUUCCCUUCAAUACGCUGCCUAUGGAGUUCGGAACGGUGCGACCGGAGUUCUACAGGAUAAAUGCCAAAUACAUGGGUAGCAAGCGAAAACAGUACUACCACAUCUACUAGAAUGUAAUGAGACUCGGGCGAAUGUGAUAUUUGUAAAUAGUGAACGCUCAUAAAGAACUGAAUCAAAGGGUGAGAUCCUUAUAGACUGUGAUUUAAAUGUUAGAGCAUAAAUAAAAAAGUUCUAGUCAACUACGAUGAAAUAUAAAAUAAGAAUGAAAACAA